CUGGAUUUUAAUAAUUCUGAUCUUCCCUUGCUCAUUGGAAAAACUACACACUGGUAUCCAGUUGUAAACAUCUCACACGUGCGAAAAUCUUGAAAUAUUGAGUUUUAAAACUCAAUUGUGAAGAGGGACAGAAGAGUUUAAAACUAUUAACAAGAAUGAAUACUCCGUGCAUGAAACCUAGUAAAUUUCACCAAGCUUUAUCACACAUCGACAAUGAGUUUAGAGAUCCUAAGAUUCUAUUAGAACAAUACCCAACAGAUAUUCAAACAACCCAUGAAUUAAUUUAUCUUAUACAAUCACAGUAUGGAGACAUUGAAGGAAAGAUGAUAGCUGACCUAGGAUGUGGGGUUGGUGUGUUAGGUAUAGGGGCAGCACUUUUAGGGGCCAGUUAUGUCCUUGGAGUUGAUAUAGAUCGAGAUGCAUUAGAAUUAUGUCAAGAAAAUAUUGAGACAUUAGACCUUGAGAAUAUUGAUUUACUUCAGUUAGAUGUUACAAAUUUAACACGUGAACACAGCAGUUCUACUGUAGAAAGUGAUUCUAGUGAUAUUGGGAAAGAUUGCAGUUCAAUCUCAGGAAAAUUUCAUAAAUGUUUUGAUACAGUUAUAAUGAAUCCACCUUUUGGAACCAAAAACAAUGAAGGAAUUGAUAUGAAAUUUGUGCAAAUAGCACUUGAUAUGGCAAACAAUUCAGUCUAUUCAUUUCAUAAAACAUCAACGCGGACAUUUAUACAGAGGAAAACUAAAAAAUGGAACAUAGGAAUGGAAACACUUGGAGAAGUUAGAUUCCUGAUUCCACAGAUGUAUAAAUGUCAUAAAACUAAAUCUGUCGAUAUUCAAGUAGACUUUAUUAGAUUUUAUCAUAGAAUUAAACACUUGUUAUACAACUACAGUAUAUCAAACUUAAGUAAGAUUUACAGAAUGGACUUCGACUUAUCAGAUUGGACAGUGGAUAGCAGUGCAGUACAGUUGAAUAAACAAUUAUUUGAUUCUACAGGAGGUCCCUUAAUAAAUGACUUAUUUCAAAAGCAUCAACUUACUACCUCAUCUGUUGUGAAGGUGAAAAAGAAAAAAAGAAAAAGCAUAUUACAAGUCGAUGAAGAUAUACAAGUAAAACAAAGGAAGAUUGCUGAGGAUAAGAAAAUAAAUAAUGGAAUUACAGAUAUUAAAUCUAAAAAGUUGAAAACUGAAAAAAAGCUGGGAAAGCUGGAACAAUUUCAAAGUGAAGGGAAGAAUAUUGUAGAAGAGAAACAAAGUAAAACACUGAAAAAAUUGAAAAGGAAACAUGAUCCAGAAAAUCAAGUUGAUGAAGUUAAUCCUGAACCAAUUGAGAAAGGUAAAAAGAAAAGGAUGAAAAAAAUGAAGAAAGAAAAUUGUGAAAAUGACAAUGAUGUUGAACAGUCUGGUGGUGAAAAUGUUUUGAAUUCAGAAACUUCUGAAAUUGAUGCAAAAAAGAAAAGAAGAAAAAAGAAAAAGAAUUCAAACAAGAAAAAUAAGUAUAAACAUUUGGAUGAAAUGAGGAAAGCAAAAACAUUAAGUUCAACUGAUGAAAUAGUUCAUGCUGAACAAACUACAGGUGCUUGUUCUGAACAUAUUAAAACACGUAAAGUGAAAAGUCCUAAGAAGAAGUCAAAAGAUGAAAAAGUUCAAUCUGAACAAACAACAAAUGCUGAAGCUGCUAAAACAUUAGUUCAUUCGGAACAAACAAGUGGUGCUGAUCAUAUUAAAAUAAGUAAGGCAAAAAGUUCUAAAAAGAGGUCAAAAGAUGAAUUACUUCAUUCUGGACAAGCAAGUGCUGCUGACAAUAUCACAAUAUUAAAGCGGAAAAGUUCCAAGAAGUCAAAAGAUGAAAUAGUUCAUUCAGAACAAACAACCAAUGUAUCUUCCAAAGAUAUAAAAUCACAUUUACAUAAGAAAAAUAGUUCACAAAAGUCAAAUAAUGUGUCAGAAAUUCCACAAAGCAGUAAAAAGGUUAAAGAAUUAAGCAAGACAGAGGAGUCUGUGAAAACAGUUCCAGAAGGAAAAAAAUCAUUAAGUGACUUUGAAAAGUUUAAAGCUUAUAAAACUGAAAAACAUAACCUCAAAGAUGAUAAAGCAAGUAAAAAGUUACCUUUUAAGGUAUCAACCCUACAAAAAGUUCUAGGUGAAAGUAUCAGUUCAAAGGAUAAUUCUAGCAGUACAGGGAAAACAGAGACUGGUUCCCAGUCUACUGGUAAUCAGGUGGACAAGAAAGAUAAAGAUGAACAUAACACAGAGAAAGAAGAGAAAAAGUCAGGAAAAGACAAACAUAAGCCUCCAGUAUCAUUACGUGAAAGAAUGAUGGACCAACUGAAAUCUGCUAGGUUUAGGUUUAUUAAUGAGCAGCUGUAUACCCAGACAGGAUCUGAAGCAGUACAGUUGUUCAAGGGAGAUACAGAAGCAUUCAAUUGUUACCAUGAAGGUUUCCAGAACCAGGUGAACAAAUGGCCAACUAAUCCAGUAGAUCUUAUCAUCAAACAGAUCAAAGCAGGAGCCAGUACAGCUGUUAUAGGAGAUUUUGGAUGUGGAGAUGCUAAGAUAGCCAGAAAUGUACCUAACAAAGUUCACUCCUUUGAUCUUGUGGCUUUGAAUGAACAUGUGACAGUGUGUAAUAUUGAAAAGAUUCCAUUGAAAGACAGCUCAUUAGAUAUUGCUGUGUUUUGUUUGUCUUUAAUGGGGACAAAUUUGGUAGAUUAUUUGACAGAAGCUAACAGAGUGUUGAAGAAAGGUGGAGUUUUAAUGAUAGCAGAGGUAACCAGUAGAAUACAGAAAACAGGGAAAUUUAUAAGGAAUAUUGAAAAGAUGGGUUUCCAGUUUAGCAGCAAGGACACAAGUAAUGCAAUGUUUAUACUGGCUGACUUUAAAAAGAUUGGUACACCAGAAGAACUCACACCUAGCAUACAGUUAGAUCCAUGUGUUUACAAGAAAAGAUAAUGUCAUACAUAACAUACAGUUAGACCCAUGUGUUUACAAGAAAAGAUAGUGUCACAUAUUUGUUAUAACAAGACAAUAAAUAUGAAAUAAAUGUAAUGAUAGUAAGACUAAAGAGAUCUUAUAAAAAAGUCAGUUGGCCUUUAAGGAAUCCUGUAAAUAGUGUUAUUCAUACGAACCAUGUUGAUGCACUAUAUUUUGUAGCCUUAACACAAAGGUCAUUCCCUGAGCUGCUCCAAAUGCACUCAAAUUGAAAUCGAGUUUGGUUUUAUUUCAAAAUAUUUUGAUGCCAAUUUUGAAUUAUAAGUAUUUUUUACAAUUUGCUAAUAAAGACCAAAAUUUUGUUAUAUGGGGUUUUGUGAGUGGCACCUACUUGUUUUAUUUCAAUUCGUUUCAAGUACAAUGCAUGUUAUUUUUAAAAUGGUAAUGUUAUGUGAAUGAGGUGCAAAUGGUUUUAUUUAAGUUAAUAAUUUAGUAAGGUUAAUAGUUGCGUAUGUUCUUGUUUUUUUGUAGAAUGCUGUAAUUAUACCAACUGUACACCAC
Molecule: messenger RNA, 3488 nt
Organism: Mytilus trossulus (common blue mussel)
Lineage: Eukaryota; Metazoa; Mollusca; Bivalvia; Mytilida; Mytilidae
Exons: 10
Coding region: 156-2948 (930 amino acids)
Biological process (GO): methylation; cellular response to glucose starvation; regulation of transcription by glucose
Cellular component (GO): chromatin silencing complex; rDNA heterochromatin; nucleolus
Molecular function (GO): nucleic acid binding; methyltransferase activity
Source: RefSeq, a predicted model, not a curated record